Glarea lozoyensis ATCC 20868 is the source of this 1272-nucleotide messenger RNA. RefSeq lists its product as uncharacterized. The coding region runs from base 1 to 1272 and encodes 423 amino acids. NCBI's taxonomy places the organism in Eukaryota, Fungi, Ascomycota, Leotiomycetes, Helotiales, Helotiaceae. Gene Ontology annotation, cellular component: SAGA complex. The transcript has 5 exons. The record is from RefSeq and is a predicted model, not a curated record. Gene Ontology annotation, biological process: regulatory ncRNA-mediated heterochromatin formation; RITS complex assembly; regulation of transcription by RNA polymerase II.
AUGGCUAGUGCCGGGCUGGGAGGCGGCCAGAAAGGCAAUGACGAGGACACCAUCAAAGUCGCGCCAAAGAAGGAGGGGAAGGACAAAAACGGCACAAUCAAAUUGAAGAAACCCGCUCCAAAACACAAGCUGCCUGGCAACUGGCGGGAUGGCAGUGUUAUUGAUGAUGAGAAAAAGCGCGGCACCGACACACCCUCUACGAACUCCGUUCCCGCGUCUCCAGGUCCAGUUGUGAAUCCCUUGGACGAUAGUGCGAGAGAGACUUUCGCCACAGGUCGGCCACUCGAAGAUAGCCCGGAUUUACAACAAUGCAAGCAUUGCAAGAAGAGCAUAUUGAAGACAGCGGCAAAGGCACACCUGGUGGCAUGCUUGAAGGCAAAGAAAGAAAAGGCGCAGAGGAAGAAAGAACAAAAAGAAGCGCGGGAGAGGGAGAAGAGAGGUCUUGGAGAUGAUAAGAAGGACGAUGACGGGGAUACGAGAAUGGAUGACGACGACGACGAUGAUGAUGUGUCGCCAGAGAAGAAAGGACCAGAGGGGUUGAAGACUGCAAAGAAGAGCGCCGGGAAAAAGGUAGAUAACGAGGCGAAAGGCAAAAAGCGCAAAGCAGAUGGAGAUGCUGAGAAGGGACCGAAACAGAAAAAGAAAAAAGAGGAACCUAAAUUGAAGGCCGCCAAACCCAAGGGCCCAGUGGAUGUUGAGCGGCAAUGCGGGGUCAUGAAGGAUGGACAGCCUUGUGCAAGAUCCUUAACCUGUAAAAGUCAUUCAAUGGGAGCCAAGCGCGCGGUCCCGGGUCGAUCGCUGCCAUACGAUAUGUUGCUCACGGCGUACCAGAAGAAAAAUCAAGCAAAACAGCAAAAAGCCGCAAUAGAUGCCAAUGCUCCUCUGGAGGACGAAGAAGCCGCCAAUGGACCUGUUGAUUCGGAUGAGGAACUCACAGCUGUAAUGCAUGGUCUCUCGAACUGGAAUCCUCAACCUGUUGUGCCACCUCUGGUACAUAUGCCUAUUGAGAAGAUAUAUAUGCGGCAGCGGUUAUAUGAACAACUUCAUAAUGCCACGAACGGUUUCACCGUCAAUAUCUUCAAGGUUAACGGUGACGGAGAAAAGAAACGGCCAAACGCCGAUACUAUCCAUGUCGACCUGGAUGGAGAUGCCGAAAUGGAUGGAGGGGUCUCGCUUGGGACAGGUAUGGCCAACGUUGCAGCACGUCGAGCUAGUGGAUUCAACAUGCAAAUGCCACUUCAGCGAAAGGCAUCGGGUGGCAUACAACGAUAG